GUAAAACUUUGUUUAGACAAGAUGCAUACGUAUAACUGUUGUUGAAGGAAAAGGGCGAUUAACUCAACGGCAUCUUUCGAUCUACGCAAAAGCCACCCAUAAAGCGUUUCCAAAAGCUUCCGUGCGCUGCUCACCAUUCCCGUUUCCUCAAACAACUUGUCCUUUUGCCCAAACCCAAACUGUAUAUAAACUUAUAAACCACCUCACAUUUCUCACUAUCUUCUCUCUCUAAACUCUCACUCACAGUCGCAAAUAGGCCGUAUAGAUGAUAGCUGGACAGACUCAGACUCUUGUGUGCAUUUGUUUCUGGGAUUAUAACAGAAGCUGUUACUGGAUGAAUGCUUGUUUGUUGCUGUGAGCAUUCACCAGAAGAAGUAAUGCACGAACCAGAACCUGAUGCUGCUCCAUGGAGUUUUUUCAACAUCGACAGUCUUUUCAGUAACAAUUACUAUGGAGACAGCACCCAACACGAUGUGAAGAUUUGCCACGAACAAUACAUUAGAGAUGAUCAAUAUGUCAACACCGACAACGAUGAGAUUGUUGCACAUGCUAUUCUACAAGAAGAAUUGUCACAAUUGUCAAUUGAAGAACAUCCAGAAUUAUCACAUCCUGUGGAGGAAUACUUGCAAGAUUCCACUGUUGCCCCAGAUUGGCAUAAUUCUUCAAGUAACUAUUAUACAGGUGCAGGCCGAGAGGAUAGCGCAUACGAGAGUGAUGAUGCAGGGAGCCCAUGCUCUAGCCCUGGAGAUAGAUCAUGUGAGGGAGAUGAUUACUCUUGUACUCUGGACAUAACAGACGAGUCUGAACUUGAUGGAGAAGUUGGGAAGAGGUUGUACCAAAUGAUUCCUGUUCCUCAUGUUCCAAGGAUUAAUGGGGACAUACCUUCAGUAGACGAAGCAACUUCUGAUCAUCAAAGGCUGCUGGAUAGAUUAAAGUUGUAUGACUUGAUUGAGCACAAAGUUCAGGGAGAUGGAAAUUGUCAGUUUCGUGCUUUAUCUGAUCAGUUCUAUCGGAUCCCUGAACACCACAAAUUUGUCCGACAGCAAGUUGUCCGUCAGCUCAAAGCACAUCCAGAAAUGUACGAGGGGUAUGUCCCCAUGGAAUACGCUGACUACCUGAAUAGGAUAUCCAAGAGUGGGGAGUGGGGUGAUCAUGUCACACUGCAAGCUGCUGCAGAUUCGUACGGUGUCAAGAUUCUUGUACUUACUUCAUUCAAAGAUACCUGCUACAUCGAGAUACUUCCCAAAGACCAAAAGUCAAAAAGAGUCGUCCAUUUGAGCUUCUGGGCUGAGGUACAUUACAACUCCAUCUAUCCUCCGGGAGCCAUCUUCAGAACUUUUGGUCUCUAUGUAUUGCUAACAUCAUAAAAUGAAAUCUUUGACCGAUCAGAUCUGCCUCCGAGUGAUUUUAAGAGGAAGAAAAAGUGGUGGAGCUUCCGAAACAAGCAGUAGAAAUGUUGAGCUUUUGAAUCAGUUCUGCUUAGCUGCACCUUGGCAUAGUCCACAAGUUUAUCUUCAUUCUUACUAUUACUAUAUAUGUUAAUCUUAUCGUACAUAAUUAAGGAUUACAUGUCAACAAAUCGUUACAAUCAUAAAUUCGUAUUCAUCCUU
Salvia miltiorrhiza (redroot sage) is the source of this 1610-nucleotide messenger RNA. RefSeq names its product OVARIAN TUMOR DOMAIN-containing deubiquitinating enzyme 12-like. Gene Ontology annotation, molecular function: cysteine-type deubiquitinase activity. Gene Ontology annotation, biological process: protein deubiquitination. The record is from RefSeq and is a predicted model, not a curated record. The transcript is spliced from 11 exons. Lineage: Eukaryota; Viridiplantae; Streptophyta; Magnoliopsida; Lamiales; Lamiaceae. Bases 339 to 1367 code for a protein of 342 amino acids.